UCGCUCAGGUUGGUUGAAUUGUCCUCCUCCUCCCUGCUCACUGCACUGUGUCACCACUCGCUGCUCCACCUCACUUCACUCGAAGGCCUUCCGUCCAUCUCCCAAGGCGCCCCCGCUUGUCCUCUUCCUUCCGUGUCGGCCGAGGCCACGCACAUGGCGCUGCCUCUGCCACCCCUCCUCCUCCUCCUCCUUGGAAUGCUCGCCUCCCGCGCGCCGGCCCAGACGGCCACGCUGCACGAGCGCGACGCGGCGGCGCUGCGCGACCUCCGGGCCAGCCUGCGCGACCUGCCGGGCUCCCGCUUCUUCGACACCUGGGACGACGCCCGGAGCCCCUGCGCGUACGCCGGCGUCGUCUGCGCGCCCGACGAGGACAGCACCCCCACCCCCACCUCCGUCACGCUACGCGUGUCCGUGCUCACCCUGGGCACGGGGCUCGCCGACUCCCCGGGUCUAGCGGGGACGCUCCCGGACUCGCUGGCCACACUCGCGGCGCUCACGGACCUGGUCCUCUACCCCGGCCGCGUGUCCGGCCCCAUACCCGCGGGCCUAGGCGCGGGCCUCCGCCGCCUCCGCCUGCUGUCGCUGGCGGGCAACCAGCUGACGGGCCCCGUGCCGGCCUCCCUCGCGGGGCUGCCCGACCUCCACACGCUCGACCUCGGCGGGAACCGCCUCGACGGCGCCGUCCCGCCGGACCUGCUCCUGCCGGCCUCGCCCAGCCUCAAGGUGCUCAUCCUCGCCAACAACGGCGGGGUCUCCGGUGAGAUCCCCGCCGGCUUCGCUUCCUCCGGGCUGUUCCACGUCGACCUUGCGCGGAACGCGCUCGCCGGCGCGCUCCCGCCGCUGCCGCCCACGCUACGGUACCUGUCCGUCGCUGGCAACACCAUGGAGGGCACGCUGGAGGGGGCCUUCUGCUCUGGCGACGGCGGCUCUGCCAGCCCGCCCCUACCCGCCGACCUGGCGUUCCUCGACCUGUCCAUGAACAACUUCUCGGGCCAAAUCCCGGCGGCGCUGUUCGCGCUGCCGGGCCUCUCGUCACUGCUCCUGUCGCGGAACAACUUCACGGGUGCGCUGGCCGUGCCGUCCCAGCAGCAGCAGUGGGCCGUGGUGGACGUGAGCCACAACGGCAUCUCGGGCGAGGUCCCGGAGGCGCUGGCGGCGGCGGCCAGCCUGUACGUCAACAACAACCGGCUGUCCGGGGAGGUGCCGGCGGCGGUGGCACGCAGCGUGCUGGACGGGCGGAUGACCACGCUGUACGCGCAGCACAACUUCCUGACGGCCUUCCCCGUGCCGCCUGCCGCGCCGCUGCCGGACUCCGCCGCGCUCUGCCUGUCCUACAACUGCAUGGACCUGCCGAUGGCGUCCGCGGCCGACGGAUGCCCCACCAUCGGCGGGCCCCUCGAGGCCAGGCCCGCCGAGCAGUGCCGGAGCACCACCGGCGACGGCUGACGGGCGGACUGAGAUGUGAUGUGACACGGGCGGGUGGACACGCACGCUCGCGGCACGUCACCCGGCACGGGUGGGCUGGGGACGGACACCCAGGCUGGCUCGCUGGCUGGGGGCGCUUUGUCCGCUUGUUUUAGCUGGAGCUCUUGUUGUUUUGGGUCGUGUGAUUUCAGUUCAAAAGCGCGACAGAAUUAGGAGCUGCCCAGGCCAGUUGUUUAUACAGGCCGUCGUCCUGUUCCAGACGCGUUUCUGUCUGUGGGCUCUUAUUUCUUGGGCCGUCGUCUAGUGCGCCCUGGUCUUCAAUGGUUUGUUUGUUUCCUGGACUGAGGGGGUUUGCUCGGUUUCCCUUUCUUUUCUGUUUGAGGCCCAUGGAAGCCGAUUUGCCACAUGGGCGUUCUCUUUUUUUUCUUCUUCCCCUUGUACCCUAGAAGAUUUAAUUGCCACACGGCCCAUGACAUCCAGUUAGGCUCUCCAAAGAUC
This is a messenger RNA of Zea mays, 1923 nucleotides long. Its product is annotated as Polygalacturonase inhibitor 1. Lineage: Eukaryota; Viridiplantae; Streptophyta; Magnoliopsida; Poales; Poaceae. Bases 154 to 1446 code for a protein of 430 amino acids. The record is from RefSeq and is marked validated. Gene Ontology annotation, molecular function: protein binding. The transcript has a single exon.